Closterium sp. NIES-65 is the source of this 1926-nucleotide messenger RNA. NCBI's taxonomy places the organism in Eukaryota, Viridiplantae, Streptophyta, Zygnematophyceae, Desmidiales, Closteriaceae. The record is from the annotation of a GenBank genome assembly.
AUGGGAGCUCGUACCUAUGCCAGAAGGGAGGAAUUCCGUGGGGGCAGAGCAGUUCCCCUCCACGCUGGCCAAGCUAGAGCUGAGAAGAGCUGCUUUCCAACCACUGCAUAUCCCCCUCUCUCUGGGUCUCUUUCGGACAUAGCCCCUCCCCCCUCUCCCUCCCCCUCCCCCUCCUCCCUCCUCCUCCUCCUCCUCUCCUCCUCCUCCUCCUCCUCCACCAUCACCUCCUCCUCCUCCUCCUCUUCCUCCUCCUCCUCCUCCUCCUCCUCCUCCUCCUCCUCCUCCUCCUCCUCCUCCUCCUCCUCCUCCUCCUCCUCCUCUUACUCCUCCUCCUCUCUCCUGGCCAAGCCAGAAAUGCCUCCCCCAGCCUGGGUGCGUCACCUCGCCACCCUCCACGACAGUGCCAACCCCUUCCCUCUCCUCCGAGCAUGGUCAGCGGGAAGGGGGAGGGUGGGGGAGGACAGGGGAGGACGGGGGAGGAUGGGGGAGGAUGGGGGAGGAUGGGGGAGGAUGGGGGAGGAAGGGGGAAGGCUGAGGGGGAAGCAUGAAGGGGGAGGAGAACGUUGGGGUAGGAUGAAAGGGGGGAAUGUGGUGCAUAGGGUUAAGGUGAAGGAUGGGCGCUGUGUGGCUAUGAAGGUGCAGCAGGCGGGGGCACAGUUGCUGAUGCUCAUAACCUUUGAUGAGUGGGCGGGGACAGGGUGGCUGACGCUCAUAACCCUUGAUGAGCGGUUGGAGACAGAGUCUCUACGCCCACAUCUUUUCAUCAGUCAAGGACCCAACUGCAUCCGAUUGCUCUCUCCUCCCUCCUCACCCUCCGUGCUCCUUUUCUUUCCUGCCCCACAGAUGGAGCGAGCAGAGGCAGAGCAGUCAAGGACCUCACUGCAUCCCAUUGCAGAGAGGGUGGAUAGGGCAGAGAGGGUGGAUAGGGCAGAGAGGGUGGAUAGGGCAGAGAGGGUGGAUAGGGCAGAGAGGGUGGAUAGGGCAGAGAGGGUGGAUAGGGCAGAGAGGGUGGAUAGGGCAGAGAGGGUGGAUAGGGCAGAGAGGGUGGAUAGGGCAGAGAGGGUGGAUAGGGCAGAGAGGGUGGAUAGGGCAGAGAGGGUGGAUAGGGCAGAGAGGGUGGAUAGGGCAGAGAGGGGGGAUAGGGCAGAGAGGGUGGAUACGGCAGAGAGGGUGGAUACGGCAGAGAGGGCGGAUAGGGCAGAGAGGGCGGAUAGGGCAGAGAGGGGGGAUAGGGCAGAGAGGGCGGAUAGGGCAGAGAGGGUGGAUAGGGCAGAGAGGGUGGAUAGGGCAGAGAGGGUGGAUAGGGCAGAGAGGGUGGAUAGGGCAGAGAGGGUGGAUACGGCACAGAGGGUGGAUACCGCACAGAGGGUGGAUACGGCACAGAGGGUGGAUACGGCAAAGAGGGUGGAUAGGGCAGAGAGGGUGGAUAGAGGCACUGUGCCGUGCCGUGCUGUGCAGGUCACAUGCUUGCCACUUCAUUGGCUGUCUGCUUUCUUUCCCUCCCUCCGUGCAUUUGUGUCUGCCACCAUGCACCCUAACUCCGCCCCGCGCCGCCUCUUCAGCGCGCUCUCAGGGGCACGGAGGGUUUGGGGGGAGGAACGCGGGGGAGUGGGGGGAGGAACGCGGGGAGUGGGGGGAGGAACGCGGGGGAGUGGGGGGAGGAACACGGGGGAGUGGGGGGAUGAACGCGUGGGAGUGGGGGGAGGAACACGGGGGAAUGGGGGGAGGAACGUGAGGGAGUGGGGGAAGGAACACGGGGGAGUGGGAGGAGGAACUGCACCCUCCAACCCCAUUCCUCUCGUCAAGCGCAUUGUUGAGGCUGAGCUGGCACGCGCUGACGCAGCGCUGACAGUGCUACUGGUGUUUAACUAUGGGGGCAUCUCCCUGCUGGGCAUUGGGGGCGUGUCCAACCCCAAGCCGGGUUGA